Molecule: messenger RNA, 1563 nt
Organism: Diabrotica balteata
Lineage: Eukaryota; Metazoa; Arthropoda; Insecta; Coleoptera; Chrysomelidae
Source: the annotation of a GenBank genome assembly
AUGAGUAACAACGUAAAUAAUCAAGAUACUAUUAAAAAAUCGAAAAGUAACCUAUCUUUUUGGUCACCGUUAAACGAUAGCUUUAACCCCCCAAGUAAAAAAUCAAGUUGCACUUGGCAUAAAACUGCUAGCAGAGAGUCAACGCCUCAUACAACACAAGACUGGAAACGCACGACCAAAAUUCUGCCCAACGCACUAGAAGCAAUUGGAAAUACUCCCCUCAUAAAAUUAAAUAGAAUUCCAGAAGCCGAAGGACUGAAAUGUGAUGUCUAUGUAAAAUGCGAAUUUUUCAAUCCAGGAGGCUCGGUUAAAGACCGAAUUGGCAAAAGACUUAUCGAAGAUGCCGAACGGCAGGGUCUGCUCAAACCAGGCUACACUAUCAUCGAACCAUCUUCUGGAAAUACUGGAAUAGGUCUAGCUUUAGCGGCAGCUAUCAAAGGUUAUAGAUGUAUAAUUGUGAUGUCUGAAAAAAUGUCAAAUGAGAAAGUGUCUGUUUUGUCUGCACUUGGCGCGGAGAUCGUUCGUACACCAGUAAAUGCUGAUUCAAAUUCUGCUGAAGGGAUGUUUGGGGUUACUCACAGACUUAGGAAAGAAAUACCCAAUUCUAUAAUUUUGGAUCAGUAUUCUAAUCCAGGAAACCCUUUAGCACACUACGACACCACAGCGGAAGAAAUUUACUUUCAGUGCGACAAAAACGUUGACAUGAUUGUUAUCGGCGCCGGCACUGGUGGCACCAUAGCAGGUAUCGGAAGAAAAUUCAAAGAAAUAUCUCCCCAAACAACGAUCGUUGGAGCUGACCCAGUAGGAUCCAUCUUAGCUCUACCAGAGUCUUUGAAUAGCACAGAUGCUGGUUUCUACGAGGUUGAAGGUAUAGGAUACGACUUCAUACCUACCGUUUUAGAUCGAGAUGUGGUCGAUGUGUGGGUGAAAACAACCGAUGAGGAGUCAUUGCCUUUGGCUAGAAGGCUUAUAAAAGAAGAAGGGUUAUUAGUAGGUUCGAGUUGUGGUGCAGCAAUAGCCGCUACAGUUAAAGCGGCGAAAAAUCUAGAAGCAGGUAAAAAAGUGGUGGUGAUAUUGCCAGAUAGUAUCAGAAAUUAUAUAACGAAAUUUGCCUCUGAUCAGUGGAUGGAAGCUAGAGAUCUAAUGACGCCCGUCAACACUAUGAACCAUUGGUGGUGGGAUAAAAAUGUUUUGGAGCUAGAUCUGGCGACUUUACACGUAGCUACUGAGAGUAUGACUUGCGAAAGGAUUCUAAAUAUGAUGAAAAUAGCGGGGAUAGAUCAAACACCUGUCGUUGAUAGUGCAGGAAGUAUGGUGGGGAUGUUGACGUUACAGAAUAUGAUGCAGGGCCUACUUAGAGGUACUGUAAAAUCUAAUGGAACGGUGGAACGAUGUGUGGUACGAAUUUAUCCGAAAGUACAAAAAACUGCAAGCGUCGGUCUUAUCUCAAGAAUUUUGGAAAAAGAAUCUUAUGUUGUAGUCCUCGAUUCCAAAGGAGCUGUCGAAAAGCCCUUGGGAAUUGUAACUGCUAUGGAUUUACUACAAUACAUUCAGCAGAAAUAA